Messenger RNA from Prunus armeniaca (apricot), 216 nucleotides. The record is from the annotation of a GenBank genome assembly. Lineage: Eukaryota; Viridiplantae; Streptophyta; Magnoliopsida; Rosales; Rosaceae.
AUGGUAGAAAAAGAACUAAGUCGAAGCCAGGAGGAUUGGAAGUACCUUCCUCAACCGCCGUAUCCAUCAAGCUUACUCCAGCAGCCAUAUCCUAAAGGCUACGAAGCACCAAGCUUUGUCCUUUUCGACGGAAGAAAAGAGAGCCCGAAGGAGCAUGUCAACCGUUUCAUUGAUGCCUUGGGACCACAUGCUGGUGAUUAUAAUCUCCAACUUUGA